Nestor notabilis (Kea) is the source of this 1711-nucleotide messenger RNA. Its product is annotated as guanylate cyclase soluble subunit alpha-2. The transcript has 4 exons. Gene Ontology annotation, cellular component: guanylate cyclase complex, soluble. Gene Ontology annotation, biological process: cGMP biosynthetic process; response to oxygen levels. Gene Ontology annotation, molecular function: guanylate cyclase activity. The annotation marks the transcript as partial. The record is from RefSeq and is a predicted model, not a curated record. Lineage: Eukaryota; Metazoa; Chordata; Aves; Psittaciformes; Psittacidae.
GUGAUGGAAAUUAAAGGACAAAUGAUUCACGUGCCAGAAUCAAAUUCAAUUUUGUUUCUGGGUUCCCCCUGUGUGGACAAGCUGGAUGAACUGAUGGGCCGAGGCCUCCAUCUUUCGGACAUACCUAUCCAUGAUGCUACUCGCGAUGUCAUAUUGGUUGGGGAGCAAGCAAAGGCUCAGGAUGGCUUGAAAAAACGAAUGGAUAAGCUGAAGGCAACACUAGAAUGCACACACCAAGCCCUGGAAGAGGAGAAGAAGAAAACAGUAGAUCUCCUUAUUUCUAUUUUCCCAGAAGAAGUGGCUCAGCAGCUGUGGCAGGGGCAGCAGGUUCAGGCCAGGAAGUUUGAUGAUGUUACCAUGCUCUUCUCAGACAUUGUUGGCUUCACUGCCAUCUGUGCGCAGUGCACACCCAUGCAGGUCAUCAGCAUGUUGAAUGAACUCUACACACGGUUUGACCAUCAGUGUGGAUUCCUGGACAUCUACAAGGUGGAAACAAUAGGUGAUGCGUACUGUGUUGCAGCAGGGCUCCAUAAGAAAAGCCUUAGUCACGCUAAAGCCAUUGCCCUCAUGGCACUGAAGAUGAUGGAGCUUUCAGAAGAGGUUCUUACUCCGGAUGGGAGCCCUAUUAAGAUGAGGAUAGGCAUUCACUCAGGAUCAGUGCUGGCUGGUGUUGUUGGUGUAAGAAUGCCACGUUACUGUCUUUUUGGGAACAACGUCACCCUUGCAAGCAAGUUUGAGUCAGGAAGUCAUCCACGCCGCAUCAAUGUCAGUCCAACAACAUACCAGCUUUUGAAAAAGGAAGACAAUUUUAUUUUCAUCCCUCGUUCCCGUGAAGAGCUUCCAGAAAACUUUCCAAAGGAAAUUCCUGGGAUCUGUUACUUCCUCGAGGUCAGAAGUGGUCAGAAGCCGCCAAAACCCUCCAUCUCAUCUGCCAGAAUGAGAAAGGUUUCUUACAACAUUGGCACCAUGUUCCUCCGGGAGACUAGCCUAUGAGGCCUGCUGCAGAUCAAAGACUUGUCAAAAAAGCACAAGCCCAGAACUGGGUCAUGAUAGGGGAGUUGGAGGUUCUUUCUGUUUCACUGCUGUGUUCUGAACAAGCAGUGAAAGCUCCAUGUAAUGUCAGGCAAUAAUCAUUUAAAAGGUGGGUGAUCGCUGUCAGUAAACACAGUGGAGAUAGGAAAAAAAAGAUUAAACAAUGUACUUCCACUUCCAGAAGAAUUUCUUUCAUAAACUUCAGUCUGGCCCCUCUAUGGCAAAUGAUAAACAAAACAAAACAAAACAAAGCAAAGAAAAAUCCCAACUCUCAAAUUAGAGGUUGGUUUUGUUUUGUGCAGAAAGGAUGAUGGUUCUCUGUAGAUUUGCACCAGCUAAGCAGAAUUGAGAGUCAGUUCUGAUUAUGCAUUCCUAUGUUUAAUGUGUUCUUCAGUAAGGUAAUGAUGUUUUUUAACUUUAUGAACAAACAUUUCAUACAUAUACUGUAGACCUGUUGUAACCUUCCUGUCAGGAGGAAUUAUAAUUCAAUACAAAUAUUGUAGUAAUUUUACCUAUUUUUAUACACAUUUCACUUUCUGGAUAAUUACAUUCCACAUACUGUAAGCUGAGUGAGCUUAGAUAGCUUUUCCGAAGAAGCUACUGUAUAUUUCAUAUAUUCUACCUAUCAAACCUUAUUGUUAUACAAGUGGGAAAAGUCAUUUUUUGACUUUUUUGGCAA